Xenopus laevis (African clawed frog) is the source of this 2182-nucleotide messenger RNA. It is a transcript of the gene tlx3.L, whose product is annotated as T cell leukemia homeobox 3 L homeolog. The transcript has 3 exons. The record is from RefSeq and is a predicted model, not a curated record. Lineage: Eukaryota; Metazoa; Chordata; Amphibia; Anura; Pipidae. Gene Ontology annotation, molecular function: DNA binding; DNA-binding transcription factor activity; RNA polymerase II cis-regulatory region sequence-specific DNA binding. The coding region runs from base 203 to 1105 and encodes 300 amino acids. Gene Ontology annotation, biological process: regulation of DNA-templated transcription; animal organ development; regulation of transcription by RNA polymerase II. Gene Ontology annotation, cellular component: nucleus.
GACAAGAGCAGCGGAAAGUCUCUCCAAAAAAAAAAAAGAGAGAGAGAAGAAAGAAAUGCUGACACGUCUGGUAUCGGAGCGGAGCAGGUUUGGCAAAGUUUCAGUCUGACAGACACCGGGACCUUCAUGGAUGUGCUGUGAGGAAGACGAAGCGUUUAGAGGGGAGAGUUCUCAUUUGAGACAAUAAAUCUAUCGACGGAGGAUGGAUCAGCCAACAACUACUCCUGUUACUCCUAGUCCCGCACAGAGCCAGCAGCAGCAGCACGAGCCCAUCAGUUUUGGGAUUGAUCAGAUCUUGAGCAGCUCCGAUCAGGAAAACUCUUCUCAAUUAUCCGCCGUCGCCAGGGGGUCGGAGGGCGCCAGUUACCUGGGAAGCCCAAUCAGCCGCCCCAGCGCCCCUUACUCCUCCCUGUCCGCUUCUUUCCCUGCUGGUAUCGGGGCCACGUUUGAUGAGACUGGAUGUUACAGUGUUAAUCUGAGUCUGGCCCCUGCCGGAGUCAUUAGAGUGCCAGCUCAUCGGCCCAUACCCGGCGCAGUCCCACCUCCCAUCUCUAGUGCCAUCCCCUCCAUGCCAGCUGUGCCCGGCCUUGGCAGCCUCAACUUUCCCUGGAUGGAAAGCAGCAGGAGGUUCGUGAAAGAAAGAUUAACAGCUGCAGCAGCCCUGACGCCUUUCACUGUGACCCGCAGAAUUGGGCACCCCUAUCAGAACCGAACCCCACCCAAGCGCAAAAAGCCUCGUACGUCUUUCUCAAGGGUGCAGAUCUGCGAGCUGGAGAAGCGAUUUCAUCGCCAGAAGUACCUGGCAUCUGCAGAAAGAGCGGCUUUAGCCAAAUCGCUCAAAAUGACAGACGCUCAAGUCAAAACGUGGUUCCAAAAUAGGAGGACAAAGUGGAGGAGGCAGACAGCAGAAGAGAGAGAAGCGGAGAGGCAGCAGGCGAACAGACUGAUGCUUCAGCUCCAACACGACGCGUUUCAGAAAUCGCUGAGCGAUUCCAUUCAGCCGGAUCCUUUGUGUUUGCACAACACGUCGCUAUUUGCACUUCAAAACUUGCAGCCUUGGGAGGAAGAGCAGUCGAAAAUCCCUCCAGUUACCUCAUUAGUGUAAUCCGGCGCAUUUCUUUUUUUUUUUUUUUUUUUCCUUUUUUUGGAUGCGACUAAAACUGAUCGUACUUUUCAGGCUUUGCUGUGCGAACCAAAAUGAAUAUUCUUUUUUUUUUAAUUAUUAUUUAAAGGCACUCUGAUUCGUUGGGAAUAGUUCUUCCUAUAUCGGUUAGUGCUAAAGCUUCACUUGCAGCGAAAAACAAAAACUAAUAAAAAAGGAACGAUUAUUUUCCACCGAAGAGGAAGCGAUUUGCAGCGAUUCGGGCCGUUUUGCUUUCUACAAUAUCGUUCUGCACAUUCGAUUCCGUAUUCUAAAUGGAAAUCCUAGAAGAGAAAGUGAAAAAGACUUCCCACCGGUUUGGGCUCAUUGAAGACUGAUCCCGAUUACUGAGCUUGAAUUACAUUUAUGGGUCCAAAAAAAAAAAUCUAUUUUGAAGAAGCACGAUAACUCGGAUUCUGUGUAUAUAGUACUUCCGGGAUCGAGUUGUUUUCUCUCUCAAAAAAAAGGGCCCUAUACUUUUACCUUUAUAAAGGUGGUCGUUGCAUUCAUCUCUAUGCACUUGUCUUUGGGGAAAUGUUGAAAAAUAGAUGCAGUGAUCCAGGCAAUAAAAAGUGGCCCCAAGUCCAUAAAAAGUGGCCCCAAGUCAGAGAACAGUUGUAAAGGAAUAUUCUUUGAAAUAAAAGGGGGAUAUGUCAAAGCCACCACCCCACUGCAAUUCAUUAGAGAGGCAUGACUAAAUAUCGCUCAUUCUACAAGCGACAAAAACGCAGCUGUCGCCAACGUGUAAGAUAAACCUUGUGUAUAGAUUUAAUUUAUUGAUCCGCACCCCCCCCCCCAAAAUAUCUUAUUGAAAAAGAAAAUACAAAUAUAUGGAUGUUAUAUAUUUAUGUUAUUUCAACGUGGCUGGUUAACAGUAGUUGGGAGGGAGGAAAAAAAAAGUCAAGUACUGCGUUACCUAAGGCUGAAUGGAAAUGAAAUUGUUUGAUAAAAUAUUAAGGAGUUUUAAAAUGCCUUUUGUUUGAUUUGCUAAGGGGAAGAAGAAAAAAAAAACAAUUAUUGGGGGGGGGGACAUAUUUAUUA